This is a messenger RNA of Musca vetustissima, 268 nucleotides long. It is a transcript of the gene Tim8, whose product is annotated as mitochondrial import inner membrane translocase subunit Tim8. NCBI's taxonomy places the organism in Eukaryota, Metazoa, Arthropoda, Insecta, Diptera, Muscidae. The transcript is spliced from 2 exons. The coding region runs from base 8 to 268 and encodes 86 amino acids. The record is from RefSeq and is a predicted model, not a curated record.
AAUAAAAAUGUCGGACUUUGAUUCAUUGAGCUCGUCAUCUGGUGACAAGGAAUUGCAAGAAUUCCUUAUGAUUGAAAAACAAAAGGCGCAAGUUAAUGCACAGAUACAUGAAUUCAAUGAAAUCUGCUGGGAUAAGUGCAUCGGCAAACCAAGCUCGAAAUUGGAUAGUGCCACCGAAACAUGCCUGGCCAAUUGUGUGGAUCGUUUUAUUGACACUUCACUGCUGAUAACACAACGUUUUGCCCAAUUGUUACAGAAAAACCAAUGA